Messenger RNA from Plasmodium fragile, 3255 nucleotides. RefSeq lists its product as uncharacterized. Gene Ontology annotation, molecular function: protein binding. The coding region runs from base 1 to 3255 and encodes 1084 amino acids. The transcript has a single exon. The record is from RefSeq and is a predicted model, not a curated record. Lineage: Eukaryota; Apicomplexa; Aconoidasida; Haemosporida; Plasmodiidae.
AUGAACACAAAUAAUGACGAAAUGAGUAAUGUAUCAAAUGAUAACAAUAUUGGUAGUAGUAGUAGUAGUAAUAUAAACAGCAUUAACAACAUUAGCAAUAAUUUUGGCCAUGUUGCAGGUGCUGAAAAUAUUAACAAUGCUAUCAUAAGCGCAAACCAUUUUAACAGUACAAAUAAUUUAGUCGAUUCUGAGAAUGAAAAUCAUCAUGAUCACAUAGGGCUGAAAAAUGUACAUAUCAACAAUAAAAAUAUGGAUAACUACAGAUCACUUUCUAAUGAAAACACAAUUGAUGAUAAUGGAAAUGACAUGAAUUUCCUCAACGAUGAUGAUAAUGAUAAUUGCAACGAGAGCAAUGAAAAUAAUCACGGUGGGAAUGUGGGAGCUACCAUCGAAGGCGCGAACGAUAUGGGAAAUAAUGACAAGGAUCAAGCCAACGGCAUACAUAAUAACGUAGCGCAUGAACAGAAUGGCGGUAACGAUAUUGCUAGCAAUGGCAUGAACAAUAUGGAGACGAUGCUCACCUCGCAAGAUGGCCAAUUGAAUAGUGAUAAGAAGGGUGCACCAAAUGGGAACUGUAAAAAUUCGUUUUUCAAAAAUGUAGACGAUAUGAGGAGCUUUGAAAGAGGAAUUCUCUACCUGACCGAUGAAGAAUUUAAGUAUAUAUCAAAUACAGUUAAUUUGUUAGGGUUUCGAUUUUUUGAAAUUCCAUCAGAAAAGCCUAAGACUGAUAAGAGAAAUACCUACAGCGCAAUAUCCAAGAGACAUUUAAAUGAAAUUAAGAAUUUACGUUGCUCCUUGUCAAACAAUAUAUACGAUGCUGGUAAGAGGAAAUCGAAGAAGUCCUUUGAUCGGUACUAUUCGAAAGAUGAAACGAGUAGCACUACCACAAAAGAUAAUAACGACACCCAAAGAGAAAUUACCCGAAAGAGGGGAGCGGCAUAUAACAAUUACGACGAUGAUAAUAAGAGUUCCCUGAACGAUGAUGAUAACAAGUAUGGUAAUAACAGUAAUAAUCAUGUUAGCAAUGGCACGGCUGCUGUAUGUUCUUCAUCCGCAUACAGAGGAGGGGCAUAUCCCAACAAAGUGGGUAGCAGCAGCGGUUCGGGAGUUAACACCAAAAUGAGUGAGAGCGAUAAAGUCGCACAAGGGAGGAAUAGCAAUAUGGUCAAAAAAGGAUCUAUUAUUAAAGGCGAAAUGGAUAACGGUAGUGUGAAUAAAAAUGCCUAUGGAGCAUUACCCAGCGUCGGAAAGGGGAAAUCGUCCAAAGCGAUUGGAAGUAGUAAUAGUAAAAAUAAUGCGGCUAUGCAUCCUAGUAACUAUAAGCAAGGAGCGACAGGUGCAGCAGCGGCCGUGGCAGGAGGAAAGGAAGCUCUAAAAAAGAGACGACGAAGUAGCAACAGUAGUAUACAGGAAGAUGACACAGUUGAUGAAUAUGAACAACAUAAAAGAACUUACAAGAAAAGAAUCUACAAGGGUGGUAACCCUUGGAAAAAUUGGUGCUUCAAAAUAUUACACAAAUUGAAGAAGAAAGAAAUAUGUUGCUGGUUCUUAAAACCCGUAAAUCCAGAAUUGGAUGGAAUACCAAAUUAUUUUAAUGUUAUUAAAAACCCCAUGGAUUUUGAGACGAUCGAAAAUAAACUACUAACGAACAAAUAUAAUAACCCAUUUGAAUGGCAACAAGAUGUACGACAAAUAUUUUUUAAUGCCUUUACAUAUCAUAAGGUGAAAAACUGCGUUUGGAAUGAUGCUUACAAACUAGCCAAAGAAUUUGAUAAGUUAGUCAAACAGCACACAGAAAUGAAAAAUAUUCUCAGCGAAUGUACAAAGGGUUCCAAUUCUGUGUAUCUAGAUAUGAACAAAUAUAAUAAAAUUUUGGAAGAGAAAUAUGAGUAUGAUGAAAAUAUGAAUCACACUUAUAGUAGUAGUAGCUAUAGUGGAAGUUCCAGUGAGGAAGUCAGUUCUGAUGAAUACCAAAGUAACAAAAGGUAUAAUAGAAAUAACAGUGCUAGUAAUGCCUACACAGCUAGGAAGAAAAAUAUGAUGAUGAUGAAUAGAGGAGGAGGGGUGGCAGCAGGGAAUCAUGCACCUUACCACAAUAUGGACCCGUCGAAUCACAUGUACGGAGUACCAAAUAGAAAGGGAUCUGGUGCGGCAGGUGACAAUCGGUUUAACAAAAUGAGUAAACAAAUGUCCAGCAUAUCAUCAAAGAGUGCAAGAGACAAAUUUGUAAAUAACAAAAAGGAUAGCUGCUACGGUGUAGGAAAUAAUAAAGGUGGUAGUGGUAAUAUCCACAUGAAUAGCCAUAGUAAUAGUUUAGAAUUUGAGCCGCCCAGCAUUGGAACCAUACCCGAACCACCAGGUAUUCAGAAAAUUGGAGCGAAUGAUAAAGGGUUAAAUAACUAUCAAGUGAAUGUACUUUUUAAGAAUUUAAGAAGAUUAGCACCAAAUCAAAGAAGGGCAGCAUUAGAAAUUAUACAGGACGAUUUAGGGAUACUUGCGGAGAAUCACAUGUUCGAUAGAUUUUUCACAUUUGACACGGAUUUGUUGUCCAUUGAAAAACAGAAAAGAAUAUUUCUUUACAUUAACCAUAUGGGUAGAAUAAAUUUGGAGCAGUAUAAAGCUUCUCUCAUUCCAUCAGAUCAAAUGGGCGCAUGUACUAUACCCAAGGGAAAAAUGCCAAUGAAAAAUAUGAACAGCAAGAAUUACCUCAAUAGCACAAACAGUCUAGGUAAUAACAAUAGCAGUAGUCAUAAUAUCCAUUUUGAUAAGAGGAGAACAAAUAGGUAUUUAUCCUCUUCUUCCAAUUCGUCCGAUUCGUCUUCAUCCAACUCCUCCGAUUCUUCGACCUAUUCUACGUCCAGUGAGGACAGCGAAUCAGAGGAUAGUGACUCGGACAUGGACUCUGAUUCGUAUGAGAGGAAAAAGGUAAAGAAGCAGUUAUCUUCCAAUGAACGGAAAAAAGAAGUAAUGACAAACAAAUAUUUUGACAAGAGAAAAUCCCUCCCACAAUACAAACCGAUUGACGAGAAUAAGAAAAAUUUACAAUUAAGAGAUGACGUUAUGGGAAUGCAACCUGAUUUUUUAGCCUCCAUGGAUGGACCAAAGAACGGCAAGAAGGAUCCCAAGAGUUCUGGCUCGGCUUGGCCCGAGUGGAAGGGACAGGUUAUUCAACAGGCCAUAUUAACUCAACACAAGUCAAGUGUCCCCCUAAAUAAGAAGGAGUUGAUAGCGGAAGGUUAUGACGCCAAAAUUUAG